Messenger RNA from Bacillus rossius redtenbacheri, 8929 nucleotides. Its product is annotated as xyloside xylosyltransferase 1. Gene Ontology annotation, biological process: protein O-linked glycosylation via N-acetylgalactosamine. The record is from RefSeq and is a predicted model, not a curated record. The transcript is spliced from 4 exons. Gene Ontology annotation, molecular function: xylosyl alpha-1,3-xylosyltransferase activity. NCBI's taxonomy places the organism in Eukaryota, Metazoa, Arthropoda, Insecta, Phasmatodea, Bacillidae. Bases 20 to 1339 code for a protein of 439 amino acids. Gene Ontology annotation, cellular component: endoplasmic reticulum membrane.
CAGUUGCUUUUGAUCGUUAAUGGUGGCUGUGGUUGUUUCUAGACGUAUUGUUUGGUUAUGUAGUGGAUUAGCGUAUAUAUAUUCUUUGUUUAUGAUGUCGCAGCAGUGCGGCGUGAAGAAACACUACAAAACAACUUUCAACAAGUUAUAUGCAGAAGAGUUUCUGCACAUCAUAUUGUCUCGUAAAGGUGAAAAUUAUGCGUAUUGUGUUGCGUGCCGUUUUGAUUUUUCACUCGCGCAUGCUGGCAGAAACGACGUGUUUAAACACAGCCAAACAAAAAAACAUGUUGCUAGCGUAAAGUGCAUUGAUUCAAAUAAGAAGCUGAAUUUUGUUUCUGAUACGUCUGAGAACCAUAUAAUUCGUGCAGAAUGUUUAUUUACGUCUUUUAUCGUGGAACACAAUUUGCCAAUAACUUGUGCUGAUCACGUGUGCUCGUUGUUCAGGAAAAUGUUCCCGGGCAGUGAAAUUGCAAAAAAAUACAGCUGCGCAAGAACACAAACAUCAGCUAUAAUUGCAGAAAUGGAAGAGGAAACUCAUGCAGCUAAUGUUAAGAUCUUGAAAAGUGAAGUUUUUUCAGUGGCGACGGAUGGAAGCAAUCAGGGUUAUGCAAAGCUGUAUCCUAUCGUGGUUACUUUCUACAACAAAGAGACAUCUGCAAUGGUGACGUACUAUGAUGCGGGUCGACUGGCACAUCAGUUGACAGACAUAGUCACGGCGAUGCAACCUCACUUCAGCUCGCAGCCAGGCACAUACUACAGCGACGCCCUGUUCUUCCUGUCGCUUGGCCUACACCACAUCGCGGCCAACCAGAGCCGGGCGGCCAUGUUUGACGCUGACACCAAGCUACUGGCGGACGUGGCCGAGCUGUUUCGGCACUUUGAUAGUUUCAACAACACAACGUUGUUUGGUGUGGCACCCGAGUUGACUCCAGUGUACCGCCAUGUCCUCUACGUUUAUCGUUCCAAACACAAGAACACAAGGUUUGGAGAGCCGUUCUCCAAAGGGGGUUUUCCUGGAAUCAACAGCGGUGUGAUGCUGCUCCAUCUGGACCACAUGAGAAAUUCACAGAAGUAUAACGAGCUCUUGAAACCAGCUUCUGUAGAUGAGUUGGCUGCUAAGUACCACUUUCAGGGUCAUCUCGGGGAUCAGGACUUCUACACACUGCUGGCCAUGGAGCACCCAGAGAUGAUACACCUGCUGCCGUGCGGCUGGAACCGCCAGCUGUGCACUUGGUGGCGGGACCAUGGCUAUCAGGAGGUCUUCACUGCCUUCUUCCGCUGCGCAGAUACAGUGCGUCUGUAUCAUGGCAACUGCAACACACCCAUGCCAACUAGUUGAUGUGUGUGUCGGUCACUGCCAUCUUCUAUGUUUGUUAUCCUUUGCAAUAUCUUCACUUUGUGUUGGUUUGUUUCCUUAGGUUUUUAUGUAUCGCUACAAUACUGUUUAGUAUGUUUUUAGCAUUACGGUUUAGUUCAAUUUUCUUAAUGCUACACUUAUUUUCAACAAAGAUUUUUUUUAUUUGCCACAUUCUUGAGACAUUUUAAUUUAAUGUAAUUGACUAUAAGUGUAUGUACCGAAAAAUUAUUUAUUUUUUACUAUUUUGGUUAGCAUGCCACUAAAUACAUAUGGUGCUAAUGGAAAAUUUAAGAUUAAUAUGUGUUUACAUAUUAAUUAUUUUAAGUAAAUAAGAUUUUUUAUUUGAUGCGGUUAUAGAGAAAUUUUAAUUUUGAAAGUAAAGAGUACCCAAUAAUAAUUUUUUUUACUAGUUUAGUCAGCAUAGCUACAAAAUUCAUAUGGUGCUAAUGGAAAGUUUAAGUUUUCUACGUGUGUGCAUAUUAAUAACAGGUAAAUAUAUGUAAUAUUUACUGCAGUGGUAUAAAAAUAUAAUAAUUAAGGGUUCUCCUGGAAUAUGGGUUGCAUUAUAUAUUUGUCUAAAGUAGUAUUCUAUGAAUGAAAGUGGAAGUGUAUGUGCACUGCGUCUCAACUUAUUGGGGCAUAAGCAAUAUGACAAUGUGUCACCACAGUUUUUUUGUCUGCUAUAUGUCGUACUUUUUUCUAAAGAAGAGGGCAGCAAUCACCCUUUCCUCUCCAAACUCUUACGCUCUUAUGCCCCCUCCUAUUCCAGCACGUCUACAACAAAACACACAAGAUAUUUGGAAGGGAAAUACAAGAUGCCAGUGUUUACAUUUCACCGUAGCACACUAUAACUAUAAUUUUUUACACCUGUGUUAAAUUUGAAUAAAUUUAAAUGUAUGUAGAUGGAAGUAAUAUUUUCUUAGGUUUUUUUAACCAUUAAAUUAAUUAAAUAUAAAUAUUGAAGCAUCAGUGAUAGACAAAUUAAAUUAAAUCAAUUAUUAAAGAAUUUGGGAAGUUAAUUUUAUAUUGUUUUAAUUAAUAACUUGUAUAGCAGUGUAAACUUGGUAAAUUGACUUUCUUCCUCCACACUUUUUUUAAAUUGGUUUGUACAAUUGUCAAUUAGCCAUUUUUCUUUUCAUCUUUUUUCUGUAGAAAAUGCAGAAAAGUUUUUAUGAAUUCCUCAACUGUAGUAAAAAUUAUGAAAAUUGAAUCACACCAAAAUCAUUUUGAAAACUAUUAUUAAAAUUGGCAAUGAAGUUUAUUGCAAACUGGUGUUGUUAUCUGUAUUUACUGCAAACUGUUUAGUUAAUUAUCUCAGCAGUGCCUGUAAAGCAUCAUGAACUGUGCUGUUAUGCUGCAUCUGCUGGUUACCCAGCUACUGCCUGUAAGUAAUGUCUGCUGCUGUGCUGGCAUUUGGCCAGAGGGGAAAAUCUAAAAAUAAACCAGCCAGAGAUUGAGAAAGAGGGGUGGAUGUAUGAGUGCAUGUGACCAUGCAGCAGUGUUUGUGGUUCUCCCUCCCUCUUUCAUCGUUGUAAAUUUCAGUGAACUGGCACCAUACACAGUUGUCACAUACCUAUCUCAACAGGUUUUUGUGACGAAAUGUGUCCACCCUUUUGGUGAAAGUGUUAGAUUUUUAUUUCCAAAUUAUUGAUGCUAGGUACCCAUAUGCAGGGGCAGCCUUUCUGCUGGCAUAAAAUUAUGGUCAAAUUAUUAAAAAGAUUUGAUUUUUUAAUGUUUUGUCACAAUCUGGUGUUAUUAGUAAUACUAUUCAUACUGGGUGAGCAGUUGUACAAAAGAUUUGUCAUAAAUUCAUUACAGUGUUUUUAUAAAUUUUAAGUAUAGUUCUAUUUUCAUUUGGAUGAUUCGUAUUACAAUGCCAAGACCAUCUAAUUAAAUCGACUGCCUUAAAUGGAGGUGACAUAUUCUCUUUUCAGUUGUCGAUGAAACAAAACUGUUUACAGCUUCGAUACUCCUGCCGUAAAUGUGUUCAAACAUGUUAUCCUUUUGUUUAUGCUACUCCGCCAACAGCCAGGUAGCAAGUGAUGAAAUGUUUAGUUACUUACUGUCCUUAUCUUCAGAUUGUUUGUUUUCCAUAAUCUCAGGUUAUAUGUAACACUUUUUGGAUCCAUAUCAUAACUUUUAGUUGAUUACAACAACGUUUACCUUAAUCCAAUCUUUUUCCGUUCUGUAUUAUUUCCCUGUCCUUUCAGAAUUGACCUGAACAAGUUCUACUGUAUGUAACAACACAUUUAUGUAUUCAAAAUUAGAAUUUAUUCAAAUACAUAUAUUUUCUUUCAGAGUUGAAAUGUUUUAUAUUUGUUUGUGUUUACUAGUGUUUUGUUAGAUAGCACUGCCAUUAUUAAAAAAAAAGUUUGGGUAUCAUAUAUUAGGUGAUUUUUCAGUACAUAGUGUUGGGUUUCAGAGUGAAGUUAACUUUUUUACAAUGCAUAAUAUUCCAUAUUUAUAUGUGUGGAGGUGUUCUUACUCAAAGAUUCGAGAUCUAAAAUGUGCAAUACUAAAAUUUUUAUUAGUUAUUAAGAUGAUCAGAGUUCUGAAAAAAAUUAGUUUAGCAUUUAACUCUUAAUGGUUUAGUGAAUGGUUGUAGAAAUAUUAUUUUUUUAUUUCUCAUGGGAAGAAAAUAACAUUGAGUUAUUAUGAAGCAUUUCCCUAACCAGAAAAAUUUUAUUGUUAGUCAUGUGUAGAAUAUUAGUAAUUUUGUAUAAUCUAUAUCCAAAAUAUAUUUUUUUAAUAAGAUGAAUGAUUAUUUGUACUGUAUUGUAUUUUCCAUAAAUAUACAUAUGUUUUUUGUAUCACUACUUUCUUGUGCCAUAAUAUAUUGUAUGUAAUGAAUGUCAGAACAAUUAUGAAAAUGUUCUUGUAUUAUAAACUGUAAAUAUUAUUGUUUUUAACUAUCAAAUCCUGAAAAUUUUGUUUUGUACCAUUUAUUCAUUUUCAUGUAAAAUGUUACAUAUAUAUGAGGUCUAUUAUUAUCAAUGCAGUAGUAGUAGGACCCAAAAAUUUGUUGUUAACAAUAAUGUAAUAAAAUAUGCAUGUUUAUGAAUGCAUUUUGAGAUUUCUUUUAGAAUAAAUGACAUUGACAGGAUGUCCACCAGAUGGGAAAAUACGGGAAAUGUACGGGGAUUUUUUAUCAUACGGGAAUAUACGGGAAUGUGCGGGAAAUUAAAGUUUCCAUCCGGGAAUUCGAAACGAUAGACGAUACCUCGUUGUGAUAGCCAAGCCCAUGUUCGGAAACGCUCGUUAUGUCUCGGCUCGGUGGAAUGCUAGAUGCUACUGUGCUGUACCAAUAUUGUAGGACGUAAGAGAAUAGUGGCACUUCUAAACCGGUAGCUUUGGGUGGUAAUCUGUACGGGAACAAAUUUUAUGGCAUGUAGUACGAGAAUUGUCGUUUCUUGGUGCGAGAAACAAAAGGCUGUAAAAGUUACCGCAGUUCGUUGGCAAGUGGAUUUGGUGGAUAGGCCGUAGUGUUACUGUUUUACGGACAUUUUUUAAAGAGAACACAAUAUUUCUCUCGGAUCACUGUUUAAAUUGUUUCAGUUGAAAUGUUACUCUUCGUGGGAUAACCUCGGACUCUUUGUUAACAUUCUCUAGACAAAGGUGUUGAUACUACUAAGUGCGCCGUGAGAGAUGGGUUAUGACAGUAUUUUUCCGCAGCGCGGUAAUUAACUAGAAUUACAGAUUUGCAAAAGAGACGUGUAGUCCACAAAAAGUGUGAUUUUCUUUGUUGUGAUUAAUGUAAUAUUUAUUUAUUUUUAUGUGACGCUUCUCGUAUGCUGUGUAAGUGAUGUUCACAUUGUGUUAUGUUCGAUACUUUUGUCUAGUAUUGGUCAUGUAGGCCAAGUUUACUAGUGUCAUUUCAACAUAGACGCCAGUGUCUGUAAUUCCUAUAAAUCAUAAUGCGCUACGUCAUUUGCACUUGAUUCAUCAGUUGUGUCUACAUAUGCAUCCAGUCAAGAUACGUGUAAAAUAAGCAUUGGACAAGAAACGUCAGUUGGUGAGUCAGUGAGCAUACUAAGCAUGCCAGUAAACAAAAAAUCUGAAUUGUCACCAUUUCAAUCACCUGACAUACAACAAUCACAUUUACACACAGUUGAAGGUAGUGGUCUGAAAAGAAUGCUAACUAAAGACGGUGUUACAAAGGCUUAUUGGUGUUUAUCCACGGUGCUAAACCACUCAUCCUUACGCUCAGCAGAAAGAAAUUGCAGCCUCUUUAAGAAAAUGUUCCCAACAUGUGAAAUUGCCAAUAGCAUGCAACUCCACCGGACUAAAAUGGCAUAUUCAAUUGUUUAUGGCCUAGCGCCAUACUUCAAGAAUGAGCUAGAAGGUCUGUUGAAAACAUGUAGUAAGAUUACUUUAGGCUUUGAUGAAUCCCUAAACAAAGUAGCACAGAGCCAGCAGAUGGAUGUAGCUGUACGGUUUUGGGAUUGUAACACCAAUACUGUAUGUACCAGGUACUUGACAUCUGUUUUUUUGAAGCAUUCUACAUCUGAAUGUCUCCUUCAAGGCAUUAAAGAGGCACUGAUAGGCAUACCACUGAAUAAAAUUAUGCAGUUGUCUAUGGAUGGACCGAAUGUUAAUUUGAAACUUCAAAAAUUAUUGAACAGUGAACUCUCGUCCUGUGAGGUUGAUGGACCCAAGUUGCUUGAUAUUGGAUCGUGUGGGUUGCACACGUUGCACAAUGCAUUUAAGGUAGGGCUCAAGGGAACUGAAUGGAAUCUAAAUGAAUUUCUUAGAGCUUUGUAUUAUUUGUUCAAAGAUUCCCCUGCUAGGCUAGGAGAUUACAUUCAGGUUACAGGAAGCUCUGUUUUCCCAUUGAAGUUCUGCAAUGUAAGGUGGCUUGAAAAUGACAUUGUUGUAUCAAAAGCCUUGCAGGUUCUUCCUUGCAUAGAAAAAUAUGUAAAAACAGUUGAAGGCACUCCAAUGGAACCCAAAUGCAAUAGUUUCAAAACUGUUGUUAGUAGUCUCAAAGAUAGGUUAUUAUUGGCCAAACUGACUUUUUUUCAGUCUCUGUCCAAAGAGGUCGAGCCCUUCUUGAGAGAGUUUCAGACGGACAGUCCAAUGGUGCCAUUCUUGUUUGAAACACUGUCUGAUCUUGUACGGAAUAUCAUGACAAGAAUAGUCAGAGCUGAAGUAAUGAGCUCAAAUUUUCUGAAGAUUGACAUUGGAAAAAAGGAAACACUAAUGCUUUCUACAGACAUUGAUGUUGGUUUUGCGACGAGGUCAGCUCUAAAGAAAUGUAAGGGUGCUACUGAAAAAGAUAUUCUUGUCUUCAAAAAUGACUGCAGAACAUUCCUGAAGUUAUUUAUCUAGAAAUGUAUGGAGAGGUCACCAUUAAAGUAUUCUUUUACAGAAUCUGUUUCUUGCCUUAGUCCGCAUAUUUCUGCAUCAGAUAAAGGAAAUACAAGGCUACGACAAACUCUUGAAACCCUUGUUUCAAGGAAUGUAAUGGAAGGCAAUGUAGCAGAUAAAAUACAACGUGAGUAUACUGACUUGUGCUCUAGAGAAAGCGUCAAAUAUCAAAUGAUUCACUACUCAAGAAGUGAUAUACGUUUAGAUAAAUUUUGGAUGGAAGUCCUUGAGCACAAGGUUAGAAUACAGAAAUCUGGAAAACUUUGUUAAACUCAUUCUCAUCAUGUCACAUGGCAACUUAAAUCUAGAAAGGGGUUUUUCAGUUAACAGGGAAUGUUUGGUGGAAAACUUAAAGGAACAGUCACUGGUGGCACAGCGAAUGAUUCAUGAUUCUGUAACUGAAGGGAGGCUUGGACAAUAUUGAAAUAACAAAGUCUGUUGUGUUUGCAAUGAGAAAUGCCAAUGGUAAGUACAAAGAAGCCCUGGAAAAACAGCAACAGGAGAAAGACUCAGAAGAGCAAAAGCAAGAUAAAAGAAAACGAAUGGCUUUGGAAAUAAGAAAACUGGAAAUAAAGAAAAGAAAACUAAUUGAAGAGAAGGAAAAGGCACUUUAAUGAAAUUUCAGCAAAAAUAAAUACAGUAAAACCUCGUAUUUACGUUCUCGUUAUUUACGUUUUCCCGCAAAUAACGUCAUUUUAUGUAGGUCCGUUUUAUUGUACAUUAACUUUCGUGUUGCAUUUUCCCUGAAAUUACACCGCUACGUAACCAAAAAACCCGGAAUGUACGUUUCAAAACACGGUAAAAAUGUAAAUACUCGUCACGUUAGUCAUAGAUGUGAAAAGUUUGAAGUAGUUCGCCUAUUGUCUGUAACCUUUCGUUUUGAUGUAUCGACAAGUUCUAUGGUGCCUCUCCUCUACUAACGUUUUAAUCUUUGCUGCCAUAGAGAACUUUCGUAGCAGAACCACAAACGGUUUUAUUUAUGGUGUCAUAGAGCACUCUCGUAGCAGAGCAUAGUCCGAAGCGCUGAGCUAUCGAUACUACCGGAAAGCGCUCAUACACAGUACGUAUAUUUAGUAGUGCUGCAUUAUGUACAGUACAUAUCUAUGAUGGCUUUCAUUGUUUACAUUAGUCAACGUCCGUUUUGGUUAGUACGUGUUUUUUUUAUCGUUCACAAUAUUAUUUAUGGCAAGAUUUUGAUUGAAGAUGGAUAGGUAUAAAGUUCCACGAAAUACUUUAUCUAUUGAAGAUAAAAUUAAAAUUAUUGAGAAGUUUGACAAGCAUGUGGGUACCCGAGUGGUUUUGGCCAAGGAACUGAAUAUUCCUGUUAGUACUUUAAACACAAUAAUUAAAAAUAGGAUUUCAGAUUUCUUUAAAAGUGUUGAAUUUAUACUAGUAUGUACACCUAUAAAACUGUACUAGAGAAAAUUUAAUGUAGGCUUUAUGUUGCAUUGUUUUUUAUAUUUUAUAUUUAAGAAAAUUAUAUUUUUGCAGUGCCCUAAAUGUGUUGUAAACAACUAUUGUUUGUCUUGUAGCACCAGUAAAUGCUGAUACAUUUUUUUAAGCUAAAAUUUAGCAUUAACUGCCAAUAAAAGUGCUUUCCCACAAUUUACACUUUCCCGCAAUUUACACUUUUUCCUUGGGGUUCCUUGAAAAGUGCAAAUAAGGGGUUUUACUGUAUGUUGAAAAAUUGAAGCAGCAGUUAGAAAUGGAUUUGGAUUAUUAAGUGAUGCAAUGCAGUGUUCUUGUAAAAUAAAUUUAUAGAAUCUGAAUUUGGUUUGCAAUAAUACUUGCUUAAAUUAUGUAUUAUAGGCGUAGGCAUAUUUUAAUUCACUAAACAAAUUUUGAAACACAAAUCCCAAAAUUGGUUUACUGAUUACAAUAAUCAAGAACGUACAUUGGUUAACUUUUAUUGAACAAUUGCUUGUGGCAUAGUUGUAAUUUCCAGAAUGUUGAAUGGCGUGGGUGUCAUUGAGGACAUUGUUUAUAAGUGAUACAUAGUGUACUCAGUAUUAGCAAGGUUUUCAAGAGAAAUACAUAGACACUUGUACUGAAACAGUUUAACUUGCUACUACUCUAAAGGGUAAGUUUGCUCUGCAGUAUUUUUAAAAAUUCCAUUUAUAUACAUUAAAUGGACUAUAUUUUGUAUGUUAUUUUUAUUACGUGUAAUUAAACUGUGAAUCAAGUCUAUGUUCUUCGUGGUUUUAA